Molecule: messenger RNA, 2947 nt
Organism: Delphinapterus leucas (beluga whale)
Lineage: Eukaryota; Metazoa; Chordata; Mammalia; Artiodactyla; Monodontidae
Gene: VSTM5
Product: V-set and transmembrane domain containing 5
Biological process (GO): filopodium assembly; positive regulation of excitatory synapse assembly
Cellular component (GO): plasma membrane; dendrite; axon
Source: RefSeq, a predicted model, not a curated record
GGUUCAACCAGAGUACACCAGCUCAUCUGCAUCUGGCCUCACAGGACAGGCAGGAGGCAGCGGCGGAGGAGGAGCGGGCGGGCGGGCGGCCAGGAGCUGCAGCGGCUGCCACGUGAGCGCACAGCCGGGGCCGCGCCGCACCGCGCCGCCCGGGACGCCAAUGCCGGGCCGGCGGCGCGCGGGGCUUGCUCAUGAGGCCUCUGCCGAGCCGGAGGAGGAAGAGCCACGGCCUCUCGCUGGGAGUCUUCGCCCUCUGCUUGGCCGCUGCCUGCUGUCUGCAGAGUCAGGGGGUGUCCCUGUACAUUCCCCAGGCAGCCAUCAAUGCCACGGUGGAAGAGGACAUCCUGCUCUCGGUUGCAUACUCCUGCCAUGGCAUCCCCACUAUCGAAUGGAAGUAUACGUCCAACUGGGGAGUGCAGAAGAUCGUGGAGUGGAAGCCAGGGACUCAGGCCAACAUCUCCCAAAGCCACAAGGACAGGGUCUGCACCUUCGACAACGGCUCCAUCCAGCUCUUCAGUGUGGGUGUGAGGGAUUCCGGCUACUACGUCAUCACGGUGACCGAGCGCCUGGGGAGCAGUCAGUUUGGCACCAUCGUGCUGCACGUGUCGGAGAUCCUCUAUGAAGACCUCCACUUUGUCGCUGUCUUCCUUGCUCUUCUCGCUGCCGUGGCUGCAGUGUUAAUCAGCCUCAUGUGGGUUUGUAAUAAGUGUGCGUAUAAAUUCCAGAGGAAGAGAAGACACAAACUCAAAGAAAGCACAACGGAGGAGAUCGAGCUGCAAGAUGUGGAGUGUUAGCCAAGGCUGGGCCCAGUUACAUUCCUACCUCAAGAGGAAAACGUUAUCUCCCAAUGAAAGGAGCAAACACGGCCAGUCCACCCCGAGUCUCUUGUGCCACACACUGGUUCCUGAUGGGACAGCUGGAUGUUGGCACGGUUGACCGCCUGAGCUGGACUCUGGAUUGGACGAAGGCAGUUCCAGUGGCGUGGAGUUCAAAGAGGAGAGGGGUGGAGGCUCUGAGCCAGAGCUGUGCUUGGCUGCGGCUCCCGGGCCAUGUGGACGCAUCAGCGGUGGCCCCGUGCAGGCCCUGGCUGCUUCCUCACUACGCUCUGCUCUGGCGGGGCGAUGGCCAUUGGAGGGGUCCCCGUACCAGAGGCCAGAGUACUUCCGGGUCACGUGUGCAGCCAGCACCAGAACAAGCUCUCUGUGCUCCGGUCUUCUCUGCCUGUGGCCUCCUCCAGCCCGCUGCUGUGGGAGCUAUUGUGAGAGCUGAGGUAUUAGAGCACCUGCUCAGAGCAGGGGAAGGACCCCCCCCCCCGCCACCUCCGUGGCCUGGAGCUUUAGGGAGAAGAGUUUAAUUUGUUCCACGGGAACCAGCACUGGGAACAAGGAAUAGGGAGAAGAUUAUCUUUCUCGUUCUCUCUUACUCCAAUGUUAAUUAGAUUUUCCCCUUCUACGGCCCCAGCGUAGGCCAGUGUGAGGAACAGUUCAUCUCCACCAUGGGCAGAGUCUGGCUUCCAAAUGGCCCCCUGACAAGCUGGGUGACACUACCUGUGUGAAGGCACGGUGGGAGGGACAACUGGAAAGUCAGCGCGGGCUUCGAAUCUGUCCCCCUCAGCCACUCACACUUCCUGUCAAGUCAGAGCCUUGCUUGCUGCCAACUGGGCUGAGGAACACUUGACCCUCACCUACCUCACCCUCAGCGUAUCAAGUGAGGCCCACAGUAGCACAGAGCACUCCGAGCAAUGGAAGGAAAGCAUGAGGAAUCUUCCAGAGCCUAGAAAGCAAUAAGCACUAUGUUGAGUCCUGGAAAAUGUAAAAUACCCUGGGGUAUUGGGGCUCCAGGUGAAAGUGGGGAUCACAGCCGGCCUUGGUCGUUAUUCUCUGAAGUUGUUGGCCACCACGUUUGCCUGAGUUUCUCCAUCCCAGCUUCCUUUCGGCAAGCUCUAAAGCAGGCAUGAAUUUAUCUUCCAUUCUCUUUUCCCUCUCCAACAUUCUUAGCUACAGAUCAAAGGUACCAUCCCGAUUAUUGGUGGAAUUUGAGCUUAGUAGCUGUGUCCCCAGCCCUCAGCUGCAAAUUUACCCACACAAACAUGAAGGAGAGAUAGAACAUUCUCUUCUCCCUCUCUUCAAGUCCCCAGUGUCCACAUCUUUUCCAGAAGUUACCUGGAGACGUUAGUAUGAGGCUUUUUUCCCUGAAUACUGAAUCCGGGGUUACAGGAAGGGAUCUUUUGGGGCUAUCAGUGAUCUAGAGCAGAGCUCCAAAGGCACUACUUUGACUCAGAAGGUGAGAGAGCAGUUGAUCUACACGACCGAUUUGUAGCCUAAGUAUGUGACACACAGAAGGGUCUCACCUCAGGCCACCUCCUGGACACAUGUGUAAACACACACACCUGCACCCUUUUCCCUGGACAGCAAUCAGAGGAACCAGACCUAUGCCACGAAGGAUGGGUUUCUUAUACUGGUCUCCAGUGCCACGAAGAAGCAGGACAGGUGCCCGAGAGGGUCAAGGAUAAUCUGAUCAUUUCUUCAUCCUUUUUCACACAGCACACCGAUCAGCAGGAAACUGGACUGGAUCUGGGUAGCUGCUACAGCCUCUGUCCUCUUGACACUACCUGCUUUCCAGAACUCUACCUCUCAGCUUAUGAGAAGUCAGGGGUGGUAAUCUUUGGAAUAAAAGGAGAAAUGGAAAAGAACACCCAGCGAGAGGCACAAACCCAGAUGUAAAUUAAAUCUGUGCCCUGCCCCGCCCCAAAUCUUCAUGAAAGUUUAUUCCCUCAGCUUUCCGUGUCUUUAUUUUGCACUUUUAAGCUCCCCCCAUCUUGAAUAUUCCUGUGGAAAGUUCUUGAUUCUUGAGCCUGGGGGUUUUGUCUAUUUUAAAAAAAAGAAAAUGUUAAAUCAUAGAGGUUUAGCCACUGAACAUGUUAAACUAUAAGUUAUGUUUCAAGCUG